AUGGAGACCCGAGCAGCUCCUCAGGCUUUUCUGUCGAGCUACGCGCCUCGACUGCGCGCCUACAACAACUCCCUACUUACGCCCGCCCUUUCGACGGUCCAAUCCGGGCCCCAGUCUCGAACCACCAAGCGAGGCACCACAGUCAUCAACUACGCCGAGGACGGCUACGACUACGAUGACGACGACGACGACGAUCGCAGGAGGCCGACAGGGCUGCGCAGCUUGCGCCGCGAGGACAGCAAUGCAGCCUUCGGCUCGAGCGACAGGGUCAGCAAGGAGACGCGCGCGCCCGUCGCCGUCCAGGGCAUAUGGAGAGAUUGGAUGCUGAAGAGCAAGCAGCGCUCCGACCUAGGCAACCAGGCACAGGCACAGAUGCCUGUCACGCUCAUUCCCAUCCGGAUCGAUGUCGACAUUCCGGCUUUCAUCCCUGCCGCCCCGUUCCCGAUGCCGAGGGGCAGCACCCAGUUGACUCCCCAGAUGGAUGUAUCGCUGUACCGCACAGGCGAACUGACGGUGCCUUACAAACUGAGGGACAUCUUCCUGUGGAACCUGCACGAGACCGUCAUCACCACAGACCAGUUCGCGACCACCCUUGUUCAGGAUCUCGACCUUCCCAACCAAGGGGCCAUUGCCAACGAGAUCAGCAAGCAGAUACGGACGCAGCUUGAGGAAUAUGCUGGCGUCGCUCUCCACCCCCUCUUUCACUCGGAAGAUGCUACUCCCAAGCCCACCACCAACGUAGGGGCUGUCGCCGCUGCUCUGCAGUCUUCGCUCCGCGAUAGCCCAGCCACUCCCGCGACGCCGGUUCAUGCCCCUGUCUCCGCCCUCGGUGGCUUCAGUACGCCCAUUCCAAACGGUGCCGAGACACCAUCCAAGGCGCCUACUUCGACCGUCCCCGAAGUGACGGCCACAGCAACUCCGAUCCCCGCCGACAUCGAUGAUUCUAGCCCGGACGACACCUACCGAUGCAUAGUGACUCUCAACAUCAAUCUUGCCUCCAACCUCUAUACUGACAAGUUUGAGUGGUCUCUGCUGCAUCCACCUGGAACCGCCGAGGCCUUUGCCAAGGUCACAUGCAACGAUCUCGGUCUGACUGGAGAGUGGAUCCCCGCCAUGACCCACGCCAUCUACGAAUCUGUCUUGCGGCUGAAGAAAGAAGCCUGCGAAGCUGGCGGAUUGGUGACUGGGUGGGGCGCGACGGGCUCUGAGUUUCCGAAUGACGCAGCUCACGGGGCUGAUGCUGGAUGGCGAUACGACCCCGAACAUAUUGCAGACGAAUGGGAGCCCAAGAUCGAGAUUCUCUCCAAAGAGGAAAUGGAGAAGCGUGAGGGUGACCGUGAACGCCAGAUCCGCCGUCUUCGUCGUGAGACUGCUCGUUUCAGCAGCAACGCUGGCAUGCUUGGAGGAAUGCCUCUGGGUGGUAGCUUUGGGGUUGAGAUCGAAGAAGAGAGAAUGGGACGGGGCGAGCGUUCCAAGAAGAAGCGCAGAUUCAGGAGUCUGAGUCCUCUGGCCCGAUCAGGAACGCCCGGUGGUCGGGGAACGCCAGAUGUUGGGUAUGGCGGUGGCGGCAUCGGAUCCCUCACCGAUCAAGAAAGACUGAACUGGCGUUGCACACACUGUCGCAUAUGGGGUACGAGUGUUUGGGCAGUACGCGAUGGCCCUUACGGUCCAAGAUCUCUGUGCGCCAACUGUGGUCGCCUCUACGAGCAGAACCAAAAACUUCCUCGGUGGACACAGAAUCUGCAUUGGCAUGAUCUGCGCCCGCUAUGA
Molecule: messenger RNA, 1770 nt
Organism: Neoarthrinium moseri
Lineage: Eukaryota; Fungi; Ascomycota; Sordariomycetes; Amphisphaeriales; Apiosporaceae
Exons: 2
Coding region: 1-1770 (589 amino acids)
Biological process (GO): chromatin remodeling; regulation of transcription by RNA polymerase II
Cellular component (GO): nucleus; RSC-type complex; nuclear chromosome
Molecular function (GO): transcription coregulator activity
Source: RefSeq, a predicted model, not a curated record